CUCGCUUUUACGACGGUGUUUGGCGACGCUUUGCGGCAGGCUAGAGGCCUGAGGGGAAGCGGCGGGGCCGGUGUCGGUACCGGGGUCGGUACCGGUGUCAGUACCGGUGUCACGGCAGGAUGAAGCUGACCACGCAGGCCUAUUGUAAGAUGGUGCUGCACAGCGCCAAGUACCCGCACUGCGCCGUGAACGGGCUGCUGGUGGCCGAGCGGCCGUCGGGAGCCCCGCGCCGGGACCAGGCCGGGCCCCCGUCGCUCUUCGUGGACUGCAUCCCGCUGUUCCACGGCACCCUGGCGCUGGCUCCCAUGUUGGAGGUAGCGCUCACGCUGAUUGACUCUUGGUGCAAAGAGAAUAGCUACGUGAUAGCUGGAUAUUACCAGGCAAACGAACGCGUGAAAGAUGCCAGCCCAAACCAGGUUGCAGAAAAGGUGGCCUCCAGAAUUGCAGAGGGCUUUAAUGAUACAGCACUCAUAAUGGUCGAUAACACCAAGUUUACGAUGGAGUGUGUAGAGCCUGCCAUUCACGUGUAUGAGCUUCAUGAGAACAAGUGGAGGUGCAAGGACCCACAUGUUGAUUUUUGUGAAGAUUGGACCGAAGCCCAGAGAAUCGCUGCAUCUCUCUUGGACAGCAAGUCCUACGAGACACUGGUAGAUUUCGAUAAUCACCUGGAUGAUAUCCGGAAUGACUGGACAAACCCAGAGAUCAACAAAGCUGUCCUCCAUCUGUGCUAGAGGGGUUUCUACCAACUAACUUACAGGCGUUCCCACUCUGUACUGAAGAGAGAAAAGUGCUAUUUUUAAGUGUAAAUAGAAUAAUACUCAGUAACUUGUGUGGAAACCUGAUUGAAAAGCAGUGGCAUGUCACGUUGCAGGGUGAUGUGUCCGUAAGCUGUUGAAUCCUUUUUGCAAGAUUCCUUGAAGAACUGCAAACUGUCAGUUACUGCUGUCCUUAUGGAUGCCUUCCCAGUUGUAGUGAAUGUUGCUCUUCCUUCAGAACCAAAACUACUACUGCUUGUCCCUACUGUUCAUAAUACAGAGUUUUGACUAAGCUUUUCUAAUCUGUAGAGAGGUUACUUUUCAAUGAUUUAUAGAAAUACCUUCCAAGGAAAAUUAGUCCUGUCCUCAGAUGGGAAAAUUUAAGGUCAGAUAUGUAAGGUUAACGGUUGGAAGUUUAGUUCUUUUGACACAGUAAAAUGCAAACUGCUGAGGACAACAUACCAUGCUCAUGUGUUAACUGUUCUGCAGUGGUUUAGCAUGACACAGCUACUACCAAGAAUGUGUUAAAGCAGCAUUCCCAAACACUAUGGUGAUUCCUGCUCUCCAUGGGCAUACAGCCACAGAUAUUGCUUGAAUAUGUUAAACCCAGUGUAAAAAUCAAAUGUUCACCUAGUGAUGUGUAAAAAGGUCUGGAAGUGAACUAAUGAGUUCUGAACCAGUUUGAAUCUACAAAAGAAGAGUGAAGUACCUUAUUAAUUGUAUGCAGUCUUGUUGGGAUUUAUAAACUGAUCUCAUUUUCAGCUGGUUCACAUGCUGUCCAUUUAAGUAGGUCUGAAUUGUGUCCCUCCAAGUUGAAGGCAAGUGAUCUAAAUACAUUGAAUCAAGGAGCCUAGGUACAGUCCUUGUUCAGCUUCUGUUUCUCUAAUUAAUGCUUGUUUUAUACUAAAAGGUUUAAUGAAGCUUCAUGUAAGACUGGCACAGUUCUUGUUGCCUUACUCUUCAUCAUUGUUUGUCAGACUAGUUAAACAUAAGCUCAGCCUGCAUCAGUUUCUCUGGGUUUCCUUCUCUUCCUACCCAAAAGUGGAAGAUACAAACGAUCUGCCUCUCUCCAAGUUCUUGCCUUUUCCUUAGUGUUCUGAUUUUGAAACGUGAAGGGUGGGAUUGUCAAAACCUCUUGGUCUACUUCUGCUCCUACUUAAAUAAGCACAAGUUUUACUCUUGGUAGUGAGAAGUAAGGCAUAAGGCUAAAAUCCUGUUCUGAAGCAGUGAAUAGAAUCAGGAUGCUUCCAUCUAGGUGCUGCUCUGCUGUUCCCUGCAGUUCUGAUUCCACAAAACUGUGAGGUGAGAUGUGAGGUUCAGGUCCAUAUCCAAGAGGGAAGUGAAAAGUUGAACGGUUGGGUUUGUCUCCCUCCCUAAAGUGUGUUAAUAAAAGGGUUGGCACUUAGUCAACAGCUUUUCCUGAGCAUAAGUCAGAUAUGGUUGUGGGAAGGGAAAAUGUUUUCACCUGUUGAACGAGAACAUAUAUCUAGCUCACAAACAGGGAGAUAAACACAUUCCAGUGGCUGUUUUCACUGCACAUCCAUGGCUGUAUGAAAAGAUACCCUGGGAACAAGAAUGCUCUGAAAUGUAUGUUUGGAUCUGGCUCUGCAGGCAGAGGACUGUUGGCUUACUUUCUACAAACACCCCCUGAAAUCUAACCUAUUGUUCCAGAGGCAGAUGUUAUCUUAGGGAGAUGCAGUACCUUAGUUAUGGGAGAUUGUCAGUCAGCACUGCCAUAUAACCUGUUAUGUCUCCUGAGCCACAGGAAAUGUAUUUCUUUGUAACUCCGUGUCAUAUUCUGUCUUUGAUCAUAUAUAUGGUAAUACAGUUUAAAUCUUGCCUUUCUCCCCCGAAAUGUAUAUCAUCGCUCUGUAACCCGAUGGAAACACUCCCUGUGACUAACAAUGAGACACGUUUCUGGAAGA
Molecule: messenger RNA, 2680 nt
Organism: Melopsittacus undulatus (budgerigar)
Lineage: Eukaryota; Metazoa; Chordata; Aves; Psittaciformes; Psittaculidae
Gene: EMC8
Product: ER membrane protein complex subunit 8
Exons: 6
Coding region: 120-731 (203 amino acids)
Cellular component (GO): EMC complex
Source: RefSeq, a predicted model, not a curated record